AUGCGUCCGAGUGCCGGCGUAGCGAGCAGGCGAGCGGCGGCCCCGCGCGAUCCCGGAACCAGGAGUCGGAUCGAUCCCGAGGGCGCGGAGGCCGACAGGCGCGUUUACGCCGCCUCACCUACGAUCGAGCCCGCGUACGAGAUCGAAUGGAUAAGGUCGGACUUGGCGGACAUUGAAAUCUCGAAGUUCGUGAGCGGCAUCGCGGGCGGCAAGUCGACGGCGUCGCGCAAUAAUCCACGAAGAUGUUACAGAACGUCGACGAGCUCCGGCUACUCGAGCCACUCGCCACCGCUGUCAGCCGGCUCGUACUCCUAUUACGCGUCAGCGUCGACGAAGGAUCCGCCGUACGGCGGCCUGGCGGUGAUUCACGAGAGCGAGGCGAUACCGCGGCCUAUCUGGCCCUCCAUCGUCUAUCGCCACGCCGAAGAUCACGGUGGCGAUUACGAAGGAAUUUAUACGUGUCGGGUAUGCGGUUGCACGUAUAACUAUUCGCCGCCGCCGACGACGACGUCGACAUCAUCACCGUCGAGAGCGCGCGAGGUGCUGCUCGAAUUAUCCCGAACUCUCAACUCUGUGAUAGACGGCGACGUCACGGCGCCGCCGGAGGAGAUCUUGCGCGAUAUCUCGCGCAUCGUUUCCCUGGAGAUCGGCGCGAGGAACGACAACGUGUACGAGUACGUCUGCCCAUCCUGGGCGUUCAACGAUAAGAAUCCUCCAUGGCCGAGCUGCGCGAAGAACGUGCCAUCGAGGGUGAAUCCAAUUAACUCGAAACUCUACGUCGGCCCUCGUUGCCUCUACGGGUACAAUCCGGUGCGGUCCGCGCUCAAGAGCGACAGGACGGCGAGACGCGAAGGCGACAGCGAAACGAAAGAGCGCUCCGGCCUCGCGAGAAAGAAACCUUGCGAAACCGAGUCCAAGUAUUCGACGCUGGAGUACAGCGACGUCGGGUCGUCCACCGAAGAAACGAUCGCCUCGUCGUGCGCGAACGGCUGGAAUCGUCGCUUGGCCGUCCGUGGCCUGGGAGAGGACUUCGACUUCACGCUCGACGUGACGCAGGCCGAGCGUUUAGGCCGCAUGAUCGCGAGAGCGAAACGGAAACGGCAAUGGUGCAGAGCCCUGACCACUCUCUUCGGUUUAGCUUUCUUCGUGUUGAGCGUCGUGGUCGUCUCGUUAUCCGUAACGAGGGGUCGCAAGGUGUUUGGAAGCAUGUAAGAGUUCGGGAGGAAGGAACUUAUCCGCGUUCUAACGUUCGUCCAAGGGUACUCACUCAUGGAACUGAUACGUCUGGUGUCUACUUUUAUCAAACGUAGAUUAACUUUAAUCUCGUUUCUCUACUUACCUUGUAUCUUGUUCUAAUGCCGGUUUCUACCAGCUCGGAUGAACUUUAAUCUCGGUUUAACUCACUUUAGAGUAAGGUGAC
Molecule: messenger RNA, 1420 nt
Organism: Vollenhovia emeryi
Lineage: Eukaryota; Metazoa; Arthropoda; Insecta; Hymenoptera; Formicidae
Exons: 4
Coding region: 1-1212 (403 amino acids)
Source: RefSeq, a predicted model, not a curated record